This is a messenger RNA of Oncorhynchus keta (chum salmon), 1473 nucleotides long. RefSeq names its product dual specificity protein kinase CLK2-like. The record is from RefSeq and is a predicted model, not a curated record. Gene Ontology annotation, biological process: protein phosphorylation; regulation of RNA splicing. Gene Ontology annotation, cellular component: nucleus. The coding region runs from base 389 to 922 and encodes 177 amino acids. Lineage: Eukaryota; Metazoa; Chordata; Actinopteri; Salmoniformes; Salmonidae. Gene Ontology annotation, molecular function: protein tyrosine kinase activity; ATP binding. The transcript has 6 exons.
UACUUUCUCCUUAUCUGUCUGUCUCUUUGCCUCUCUGUUCCGUCUUCAUCGGUUCAUCUAAUCUGUCUUUCUCUCUCAUCUUGUUUCAUUCGUACUUCACUCUCUUACUUUUGUCUCUUCUCUGCCACUCCUUUUGUUUUUGCUGUUUUCUCUUCCCUCUGUUUACUUUGUCUGUUCUGUCUUUCUCACUCUCAUAUUAGUUCUGUUUUCCUCUGCACUGCUUUUUGCUCUGUCAUUAGUUUCUGUCUCCUCUCUUCAGUCGUCUUUCCUUUUCCUGUUUCACUGUUUGUGGACUUUAUCCUUCCUUCUUCGCUGUCUUCUUUACCUACACUGUAUCUUCCUCCCUCUUUUCCCUUAACUCCUUAAUUCCCUCUCUCUGUUCUGAGUUAUGGGGAAGACAGAGUUGUACUCUGUGUAUAAGAGCUUCCUGGACUGUCUCUGCCUCUCUCGGAGCAGCAGUGAGGGGCCAGGGAAGAACGAGAAGGCCCCUGAUGAUGGUCACCUGGCCUACCAGAAUGGAGACGUUCUACUAGAGAGAUAUGAGGUUAUCAGUCUGUUGGGAGAGGGCACCUUUGGGAAGGUGGUGACGUGUGUGGACCGGCGCAGGGCUGGGGCACGUGUAGCUCUGAAGAUCAUUAAGAACAUGGAGAAGUACAGACAAGCUGCUAAACUGGAGAUCAAUGUCCUGGAGAAAAUCAAUGAGAAAGACCCACACAACAAACAUCAAUGUGUUCAGAUGCUGGACUGGUUUGACUACCAUGGUCAUGUGUGUAUCUCCAUGGAGCUGCUAGCCCUCAGCACUUUUGACUUCCUGAAGGAGAACAACUUCCUGCCGUACUGUAUGGAUCACAUCUGCCCAGAUGGCCUACCAGAUCUGCCUCGCUGUCAACUUUCUCCAUAUCAACAAGCUGACCCACACUGACCUCAAACCUGAGAACAUCCUGUUUGUCAACUCUGACUACACCAUCACUUACAACGCUGAGAAGGUGAGAGGGAGGGCUUUAUCCUUCCUUCAUCACUCUCUUCUUCACCUACUCUGUAUCUGGGGGUUUCUCCUUUGGGCAAAAGACUGUCCUCUGUCCUCUGUCCUCUGUCCUCUCUCCUCUGUCCUCUCUCCUCUGUCCUCUCUCCUCUGUCCUCUGUCCUCUCUCCUCUGUCCUCUCUCCUCUGUCCUCUCUCCUCUGUCCUCUCUCCUCUGUCCUCUCUCCUCUGUCCUCUCUCCUCUGUCCUCUCUCCUCUGUCCUCUGUCCUCUCUCCUCUGUCCUCUCUCCUCUGUCCUCUCUCCUCUGUCCUCUCUCCUCUGUCCUCUGUCCUCUGUCCUCUGUCCUCUCUCCUCUGUCCUCUCUCCUCUGUCCUCUCUCAUCUGUCCUCUCUCCUCUGUCCUCUGUCCUCUGUCCUCUCUCCUCUGUCCUCUGUCCUCUCUCCUCUGUCCUCUGUCCUCUCUCCUCUGUCCUCUGUCCUCUGUCCUCUCUC